Molecule: messenger RNA, 1476 nt
Organism: Heterobilharzia americana
Lineage: Eukaryota; Metazoa; Platyhelminthes; Trematoda; Strigeidida; Schistosomatidae
Source: the annotation of a GenBank genome assembly
AUGGCGUCUGUCGUGUCAACCCUCAGUUGUGUUCCCAUGCCAGUAUCGAAGGAAGAUCAAAAUGAUAACAAGCAGCCGCGAUCAAAAGCCUCAGAUUCCGGACGCUCAGGGCCGACAAACAUGCAGAUAUAUUCAGCUUAUGCUGUGAGCGAGCGUGUUGAACGUGAGUAUCGUCGAGAAAGGGUUCGCAGAAGUCGGAGUCGCUCGGGUUCAUUGACCUCAAUCCGGCCACGUGGACCAAUAACUAGUUGUUUUUUGACAUCCAAAGAUAUCGAUGAAGAAGAGGAGUUAAUCAAAAAAAAGUUGGAGAAAAAAUUACGCGAGAAAGAGGAAUCUUAUCAAAAGAGAUUAAAACAAUGGGAGGCUCGUGAAAGAAAGAAGGCUAAUGAAUAUGAACACGAAAGAGAGCAUGAGAAAAAACGACAACGUGAACUGCAAAUAGAAGCGCAAAGGUUGAAGGAAUUUUUUGAAGAUUACGAUGAUAAUGUUGAGGAUCCUAAGUAUUAUCGAGGAAGUGCUCUGCACCAGCGUCUAAAAGAUCGUGAAAUUGAAGAAGCCGCAGAUGAACGUGAUCGACAGAAGGAGAUUGAACAGCUUGAGACUGCUCGCCGCAAACUAAUUGAGGAGGGUGAUCCAAACGCAGAAUCAAUCAUUUUUCAGAUGGAACAGAAAAUGCAAGAGCAUCUCAGGAAGUGUUUACAAGUCAGUGGAGAUGUGUCCAUGAACUCCGACGAUGGUAAUCAGUGCGCUGAACCGGUUAGUGAAAAUAUGAACGCUGAAGACGAGUCCAAAGACUCCGAUUGUGUGGUUAAACCAGUUGAAACCAACAGCUUGUCACCAGCGUGCAACGGUAUUACUUCGGAAUUUGAACCCGCUGCCCCCGAGGAGACGACCGUCAGUUUACUAAAGGAUGGUUCAAACACCUUUUUGUUUUCGAUGAGUACAGUUGAACCAGUAGUUCGCAAAACUGCCUCAGCAUUCGCUGAUGAGGAGCAAGACGAUAAACCGAGAAAACAUGGUCUUUCAUGGCUACCACCAUCGGCGUUAAAAGCUAGUUCUGUGUCUAACAAUGUAAAUGCUUCUGAUUCUGGUCAGAAUGAUUCAAACAACCUCCCUCCUGUUUCUGCCCUAUCCACGGAAGAAAAGAAGGCUAUUAUCAAAAAAAUUAUCGAGGGAAUCCCAACUCAUAAAAGAGAAUUAUUUGCGUAUCCUAUCGAGUGGGACAUGGUUGAUGCCGACUUCGUCAACUCUCGGAUAAAGCCUUGGGUCGAUAAGAAGAUUGUGAGUUAUAUUGGUGAAGCAGAAGCUACAUUAUCCAACUUUAUUUGUGAUCAAUUACUUCAUCAUAAUCCACCGGAACGUAUUCUUGCUGACAUAGCCAUGGUUUUGGAUGAAGAAGCAGAAGUUUUUGUAGUGAAAAUGUGGCGCCUUCUAAUUUAUGUGAUAGCGGAGAAGAAGGCUGGUCUAAGUGCAUAA